GCUACAACAGCCAAUCUGGCCAAUGAUUGGAUCCGCGUUAACUACGUUGUUGAUGCCAUGGCAACCGCUUAGUUGGUGGCUAGUCUACAGCUGACAUUCGUUCGAGUUGGCUGAAAGAAGCGCUUUCGGUCUCCCUUCGGCGCUUUUUGGUCCUUCGAGCAGGAACAUCGACUUAAAUGUUAACAUUUAACAUUUAAUUUUUUUUUUUUUUUUGAUAUGGUGUUAAGUAUUGUUAAUUUAAAAAUAAAUUGAACGCGACAAAAAAUAUAACAGACAAUGUCCGACCACGAGUUAAUGGAAGAAGACCACGAAAUAAACAUUUUGGACACCGACUCUCGGUUAUCGCAUAGUGAUAGUGAUGCCAGAAGCUUGCGUAGCCACUGUAGCAGUCCAGACAAUGAAUCGUCGUCGCACACGUCAACAAAAAGCUCGCUACCUUUUAGUAUUUCAAAUUUACUAGGCAAAAAUUUCGAAAACAAAUCGUCGCCUGAUUCGGGCGGCGGGACGCUCUACCAAACUCCAGCCGGUAUAUUUCAACAGAGAAGUGUACUGAGCGGACUUAUGCCUAGCGGGUUUUAUGGGCACGGUGUUUUAAGGGUGCCGGCACACAGGCCUCUUGGUGGUCCAGGAAGUCCUCCGGGUGCUACGGUAUUUAAUCCUUGGACGCUCAGUUUGGAUCCGGUACUGCAACGAUCAGCCGCCGCGGCGGCUUUCGCUUCGCAAGUCGUUAAAGACAGAUUAGCAGCGACGUUCCCAAUGACCAGACGGAUCGGCCACCCGUAUCAAAACAGAACGCCGCCAAAACGAAAGAAGCCCAGAACGUCAUUUACGAGACUUCAAAUAGCGGAACUCGAGAAAAGGUUUCACAAACAAAAGUACCUUGCGUCAGCGGAACGAGCGUCCUUAGCGAAAACAUUAAAAAUGACCGACGCUCAAGUGAAGACGUGGUUCCAAAAUAGAAGAACGAAAUGGAGGCGACAAACAGCUGAAGAACGCGAAGCUGAACGACAAGCAGCUAACAGACUAAUGCUUUCGCUCCAGGCAGAAGCAUUGAGUAAAGGAUACAUGACCGAAGGACCUUCAUCAGCUGCACCUCCUACAGAUACAGCUUUAAGUGCUUUACAAAAUUUACAACCUUGGGCAGGUCCUUAUAGUGCACCUCAGCCUGCUUUGGCUGAAUCGAUGUGUUGAAUUCAUUUGGCCAUAAACCUAGUGAAAGUGCCCAUUUUAGAUCUCUAUAAUUUUUCUCAGACCUCAGACGAGGAUAUUUGUGUUUGACUUUCUGAAUAAAGUGAUUAUAGAAUGAUCGCACUAUGUACAGAAUUAUGCCGCUUUAAAAAAUAAUCAGUUGUUUAUAGAGAUCCGUUCUGUUUUUAGUUAAGGUCCUGUAUUAUUAUUGGUUCUAUGUAUAGGGAUGUGUAUGUCAAACACACAGUGAUUAUUUUUUGUUAACUGAACAGAGUCAAAACUUUGUUUUUUUUGUAAGCAAAAAUUGUACAAUGUUUUAAACUAUUAUAAAUCAUCAAGUAAAUUGUGCAAUAGACAUUUUGUUGGUGUAGCUUAAAAAGAAUAUUUUGAGCCAAUUUUUGUAAUGUUCCACUUAAAAUCCUGCAUUAUCAACAACAAGAAAAAAUAUAGUUAAAAACGCCCACGUAAUUGUAAAUAGGAUUGUUAAUUAUAAAAAUACAAAGAAACUAUAUAAUAUAUCGUUCCGUGACGAGAAACCGUACUUCAAAC
Molecule: messenger RNA, 1737 nt
Organism: Ceutorhynchus assimilis (cabbage seed weevil)
Lineage: Eukaryota; Metazoa; Arthropoda; Insecta; Coleoptera; Curculionidae
Source: the annotation of a GenBank genome assembly